AUGGCAGUGCCAUUACCAGCACAUUCACUCUGUCCAAACCAACCCGCACCCGCCAUCGGUCAACUCACCACCUUCACACUUCCCUCCUCCCCACACAUAGCACCCACUCCAGAAAACCGCGCCCUCGGCCAACAGAUGGUCCAAACAUGGCGGAAAGACGGCAUAUUCCAAAUCCAAUUAACCCCAGACCAGGCCUCCGCCCUCCGCGCUGCCUUCGUCCUCAGCAAAUCCUACUUCAAGCGCCCCCACCACGAAAAAGCGAAACACGUUGAUGACCAGAGUUUCAGUGGUUACAUUGCCUCGGGCGAAGAGCUCACAGAUGGCAUUGCAGACUAUUCAGAGAUCUUCACAGUCACCAAAGACCUCGCUCUCUCCGACCCGCGCGUCCAACAAAAGUGGCCAUGUCACGGCCCAUGCCCAUGGCCAGACACCUUGUAUGAAUCCGCCAUGAAACGACUCAUGGCUGUCCUAGGUGACUCUGGCGAGAAGCUCCUCCAGCUUACCGCGCUUGGCCUCAACCUCGCUAACCCCAAUGUAUUCACUGACCUCACGGACGACGGGUGGCACCAUAUGCGAGUCUUACGAUUCCCCCAGGCCGACAAGACUAAUGGCAAGGGCAAGCCAGGCCGUGGGAUCGGUGCGCAUACGGAUUAUGGGCUCCUGGUCAUUGCUGGACAAGACGACGUCGGGGGCCUGUUCGUCCGUCCGCCAACGGACUCUGGUGAGACGUCGAGGAACUGGGAGAAGUACUCAGGGGGACUCAAGGAGGACCAACAGGAGAGCUGGUCGUUUGUUCCUCCAGUUGAGAACGUCCUCACCGUUUUCCCAGGCGACAUGAUGCAAUACAUGACAAACGACUACCUUCCCUCCACACCACACAAAGUUGUCCUCAACACUCGCGAGCGGUACGCUUUUGCAUACUUCCACGAGCCCAACUUUUCCUCUGUCGUCCAGCCCCUUCCGGAGUAUGGCCGUGACCAGGGCAAAGACGUUCAGGUUGAGGAUAAGGGCAUCCACUACGGCACACACUUCACAGAAAUGUUCAUGCGCAACUACCCUGAACGCGUCACGGCGAAACGCAUGAAAGCAGAGAACCGCCUGGAUAUUUUGGGCAGCCCUUUGCUUAGACGCCAUGGAAAAACUACUCCCGCGUCCACUUCUACUUCGGCUCCAACGUUCCCUUUAACGUCGGCUAUCCCUCCGACCGCUGCCCACGACGCAGCCAGCAGCGUAUAGAGAAGUGAUCUAUAACAUUGUUAUCUCUCUUCUUUCCCCCCCUUUUAUUCUUUCUUCUGUUCACUCUUCCUCUCCCGCCGGAUCUCGGGGAUCAUACAGUAAACGAAGAACACAACGGAAGCUUAUCUAGGUUAAUAGAUAAAACAACCUAUAGUGACCACGAUCCUUAUUAUCUCUGGCCUUUUCUAUCUAAAUCUCCCAUUUCCUCUAUUUCCCUUACCCGUCCAUCCACUUGUCCCACCUUACUCUAUUCAGAUUGAUAGCCGUAUACAAAACUAGCUAUAGCAAUGGCAGCGGAGGCUCGUGACUGGAUUGGAUGGAUGGACAGACGCGCUUGAUAAACGUCGA
Laccaria bicolor S238N-H82 is the source of this 1584-nucleotide messenger RNA. RefSeq lists its product as uncharacterized. Bases 1 to 1236 code for a protein of 411 amino acids. Lineage: Eukaryota; Fungi; Basidiomycota; Agaricomycetes; Agaricales; Hydnangiaceae. The transcript is spliced from 2 exons. The record is from RefSeq and is a predicted model, not a curated record. Gene Ontology annotation, molecular function: dioxygenase activity.